Molecule: messenger RNA, 802 nt
Organism: Pogonomyrmex barbatus (red harvester ant)
Lineage: Eukaryota; Metazoa; Arthropoda; Insecta; Hymenoptera; Formicidae
Gene: RpL23A
Product: ribosomal protein L23A
Biological process (GO): translation
Cellular component (GO): ribosome
Molecular function (GO): structural constituent of ribosome; rRNA binding
Source: RefSeq, a predicted model, not a curated record
GCUCUCUUUAGUAAAAUGGCUCCGAAACCGAAACCUACGGAGAAAGCAGGCAAGCCUGUGGAGAAGAAAAUGGAAAAGAAAGCUGAGAAAAAGCCAGCUGCAGCGUCUACUUCCAAAGUCACAAAGCCUGCAGCAAAGCCUAUAGCUGCAAAGAAACCAGCAGCUGCCAAACCAGCGACUGCUGCUAAAUCAACAGCAAAGCCAGCAUCUAAACCUGUGCUUAAACUUGCCAGUAAACCAUUGAUCAGCAAGCCCAAAAAAAUACAGGCUAUCAAGAAAAUACCAAAGGGUGGGAAAUCAACAAUUCCACUUCAGAAAGCUCUUAAGGCACAGAAAAAGAUUUUGAAAGGAGUUCAUGGAUCCAGAGUACGGAAGAUCAGAACAUCUGUUCACUUUCAUAGACCGAAAACUUUCAGGCCACCAAGGAAUCCUAAAUAUCCACGUAAAUCUGUUCCAAACAGAAAUCGCAUGGACGCGUUUAACAUCAUAAAAUUCCCGUUGACGACGGAAGCGGCGAUGAAGAAGAUCGAGGAUAACAAUACUUUGGUUUUCAUCGUGCACACUCGCGCCAAUAAAUAUCAUAUUAAGGCAUCAAUCAAGAAGCUUUAUGAUGUCGAUGUAGCAAAGGUGAAUACUUUGAUUAGGCCGGAUGGUAAAAAGAAGGCGUACGUGCGUCUGACGCGCGAUUAUGAUGCGCUCGAUGUCGCCAACAAAAUUGGUAUCAUAUAAUUCUUUAUAUUAUCUUUUUUGUUUAAAAAUAAAAAUUUUGUCUGAUAAUAAAAAAAAGAUUAAUAUGGACAAA